CACUCGCUCCCCUGCCCUCUCCCAUCUCCUCUUCUCCUCCGUCGCCGCCUCGUUCCAAGGGUCCUUCCUUCCCUGCCCUAACCGGACCCCACCCACCGACCGCUCCUCCCUGCUGGAUUCCCGUUCCGGCCAGUGCGGCACCGACCCCUCGCUGGAUACGCGGCACCGGCCAUGGCGGGAGGCGGCGGUCGGAGGGACGCGGAGGCCGCCGUGAGGAUCGGCAGCGGCAACGUGUUCGCCGCGCUCGAGGCGCUCAAGAAGAAGAAGAAGAAGAAGCCGCCUUCCGCGUCCUCGUCCGCUCCGGGGCGGAAGGUGAACGGGACCAAGAAGCCCGCCGCGCCAGGGAAGGGGGAGGAGAACGCGCCGCGGCCGCCGCCGGAGGUUUUCUGGGCGCCCGCGCCGCUCAAGUCGAAGUCGUGGGCCGACGUAGAGGACGAGGACGACGACGACUACUUCGCCACCACCGCCCCUCCGCGUCCCGUCUGGGAAACCGCCUCCGCCGCCGCGGACGGCAAGGCCGGCGCCGAGGAGGAAACUGAGAGUGAAGAUGAUGGUCUUGAUGUUGACAUGGGUGAUGAUGAGCUAGAGGAACCCGAGCAUGGACAUGAAGUUGAUGUACCAUCUGAACCUGAGGUUAAAGAAUCUGCUCCAGUGCCUGUCCAUUCUAAAGACACAGAAAAGCAACUUUCAAAGAAGGAAUUGAAGAAGAAAGAGCUUGCAGAACUAGAUGCUGUUCUGGCCGAGUUGGGGAUUUCUGAAAAUGCUACACUGGCUGACGUCACUAGUAAAUCUGAAAGAAAGCCUGAUGGACAGAAAGGAGAUGGGGAUAAGAAGGGUCUUCCUGUACCAUCAGAAAGCAAGACUUCAAAAAAGAAGAAACUAAGGAAGGAGAAACCAUCGAAGGAUUCCAAAGAGCAGCCCAAUGAAGUGGAUUCCAGCAAGGACCAUGGAGGGGCGGCCGAUGAUACAAAGUCUGGAGAGGAAGCUACCGCUGUGGACUUGAAGGAGAAGAUGAAGAAGAUAGCUGCAUCGAAAAAGAAAAAAUCAAGCAAGGAGGUGGAUGCUGCCGCCAAGCACGCUGCGAUGGAGGCCGCCGCUAGGAGUGCGAAGCUCGCUGCUGCAAAGAAGAAAGAGAAGAGCCACUACAACCAACAGCCCGUGCGAUAGACCGCCUUCAUCUCGAGCUUCAGUAUAAGCAGCGCGCUUGUUGGAUCCAUUUGCAUCACGCGAUGCAUCUUGCCUUGGCAACAAGUAGUGGUGCUCUCUCUGCUUGCUUCAGAUUACUUAACAUGAGUAUAUGGACCAUACCUGCUGUCAUUUCUGUUGGAGCCCCAUUUUCACCUCUGGUAUGGAGCCUAUCAACACUAGUGGUUAAUGAACUUCCAGUUGUAUUAUCACCAUGCACAGUUUAUAAUCGGUAAGCUAUCAUUGUGCUA
This is a messenger RNA of Aegilops tauschii subsp. strangulata, 1436 nucleotides long. RefSeq lists its product as uncharacterized. Lineage: Eukaryota; Viridiplantae; Streptophyta; Magnoliopsida; Poales; Poaceae. The record is from RefSeq and is a predicted model, not a curated record.